Molecule: messenger RNA, 4422 nt
Organism: Rana temporaria (common frog)
Lineage: Eukaryota; Metazoa; Chordata; Amphibia; Anura; Ranidae
Gene: NCKAP1L
Product: NCK associated protein 1 like
Exons: 31
Coding region: 269-3661 (1130 amino acids)
Biological process (GO): neuron projection morphogenesis; cell morphogenesis; cell projection assembly
Cellular component (GO): SCAR complex
Source: RefSeq, a predicted model, not a curated record
GUAAGUUUCUGUGUUAGUGGGUGUCUGAGACAUUGAAAGCUAAUGUCUAGAUGACUAGUUAAGCGUCUCUGAUAGAAAGCAGAAGUUGCCUCAAAAUCUUACGUUCUGGGGACCAGCCAGACACUCAUGGGCCUUAGGAGAGUUUGUCCUCGUCGCCGUUGCAUGUGGAGUCUAGGGGGGUUGCUGGAUUUUAUUAUAUAACGUUUUCAGAAGAGAGAAUAAGAUCAUCUACAGAGCAGAGGAUAAGAUAACUUUUUUGGUAGACAAGAUGGCUUUGGGUUCUACAUAUCAACACAAACUGGCUGAAAAGCUCAUGAUACUAAACGACAGGGGGAAAGGAGUUUUGAUCCGAAUCUAUAACAUCAAAAAGACAUGCUCAGAUCCCAAAACAAAACCCCCCUUCUUCACAGACAAGUCAAUGGAGUCAUCUCUGAAAUACAUCAACAAGAAGUUUCCAAAUAUCGAUGUCCGCAGCAGUACGCAACAUCUGGGUCCAGUGCACAAAGAUAAAAUGGAAAUCGUGAAAUAUCUGGCUGGCUAUUACCUGACAUUUGUGGAUGUCAUGGAAUUCAGAGAUCACGUCUAUGAAUUGUUGAAUACUAUCGAUGCCUGCCAGUGUUACUUUGACAUUAACAUAAAUUACAACCUCACGAAGAGCUACCUGGACCUAAUAGUGACAUACUUCUCAGUCAUCAUGCUGAUCUCAAGGAUCGAUGAUCGAAAGACACUCGUUGCUCUUUUCAACUGCGCCUCUGAGAUGCUGCAAGGUCAGAGCGAGCCUUCAUAUGCACGGCUGGGACAAAUGUUGCUGGAGUAUGACAACCCGCUAAAAAAACUAAGUGAAGAAUUUGGACCUCAUACUAAGAGUGUGACAGAUGCUUUGAAGUCCAUGCACUUUCUCUUCUGUCGAAAAUCACAAUCAGCAGAUCAAUGGAGAGGCAGCCAACUCUUAAGUUUCCUCAGCAACCCUGCCGCUAUGAUUGCUCCCUCCACCUCAGAUACGAUGCCCUGUGAAUGUUUAUCUGUUGAGACGAUGGAAAGAUGGAUCUUAAUUGGAUUUCUGCUGUCACACGCAGUCCUGAACUCUCAACCGUCCUGCCUGGAGCUAUGGAAACAGACUCUUCAAGGAUCGAACUGUAUCACUUUAAUCCGGGAUGAUGUUUUGCUAAUACAUCGUGUUACUGAGGACUUCUUUGGCAGUUUUAAAGGGUAUGGAAAACGUGUGGCUGACGUGAAAGAAUGCAAAGAACAUUUUAUGACCCACAGUGGCCAGUUUCAUCGUGCCAGACGUGCAUACCUCAGGUCGGCAGUGAAGGAAUUGGAGACCAUUUUGUCAGAUGAGCCAGGACUGCUGGGUCCAAAGGCUCUGUUUGCUUUUAUGGCUUUAUCCUUAUGCCGGGAUGAGAUUAACUGGCUGGUACGACAUGCUGAGAAUGUCACCAAAACGAAGACUCCUGAAGACUACAUGGAUGCCCAUAUAGCUGAACUGAUGUUCUCUAUGGAGGAGAUCCGGAUGUUAGUAAAAAAACAUGUGCCUAUCAUCCAGAAAUAUCAUCUCCAGUAUUUAGCUAAGUUUGAUGCAUUGAUCCUCAGUGACAUCAUCCAGAAUCUCACUGUUUGUCCAGAAGAGGAAUCUGUGAUUAUGUCUUCAUUUGUAAGCCAUUUGUCUGCACUGAAUGUAAAACAAGUUGACAACAAAGAAACAUUCGAUUUUAGAGCCUUAAGACUUGACUGGUUUAGGCUCCAGGCCUAUACCAGUGUAGCUAAAGCCCCGCUAUCUCUUCGAGACAAUUCAAAUCUUGGGAAAAUUAUGAAUCUGAUCAUGUUUCACACCUGGAUGCUGGACUCUGUAGAAGAUCUGAUUACUGAGACCUCAGACCUGUCCAUCUUUUGUUUUCACAUCCGCAUAUUUGAGAAGAUGUUCUCACUAACAAUGGAAGAGCCCUCUGCAUUGCGUUUCUCUAUUUCCUUUCCAUUGGCCUGCUCUCACUUCUCGAAUUGUACCCAUGAGAUGUGCCCAGAGGAGUAUCCUCACCUGAAGAACUGCAGCUUGGGGCUUUGUAACAAUUUUCUAGAUGAAAUCAGCAAACAGGCCUCCAGCUGUAUAAUUGACAUCUGUGCAGAGCAAAGUAAUCUCAGUGAAAAGUUGCUUCCAAAGCACUGUGCUGCAUCUAUCAGCAAAGCCAGGAACAAGAAACUGAAAAGGCCACCCCCCAAAAAAGCAGAACCUGAGAGAGAAAAACCAGGCACAGAAAGUCAGCGCAAAAAUCGCAGCAUGACCACUAACAUGGACAAACUGCACCUGACUCUUAGUGAGUUCUCGAUAGCACUAAAUCAUGUCAAAAACAUCAUGGUGUUCGAUCAUUUGGUUACUCCGGCAGAGUACCUAAGUUCCCACUUAGAGACAAGACUUAGUCGGGCCCUGGUAUCGAUAGUGAACUGGAAUCCUGCCACUCGGGACAUCCAACGUCCAUCAGAGGUUUUAAGUGGGAUGAGAUCUUUUGUCUGCACGUUGCAAUCUAUUUCUCAUCUAGUGAAUAUUGAUAUCUCACGUACUAUCCGCAGCACCCUACUGCAACAAACACAAGCAAAUGAUGCUAAUGGAGAGCAGACUAUCGCCACACUUUAUACCAACUGGUACCUGGAGUGUCUUCUGCGUCAAGCUAGUACGGGGUUAAUAGUUUAUUCUCCAACGCUGAAAUGCUUUAUUGAUCUACCAGCAGAAAUGGGUGGAGAUCAUGGCCUCAAUGCUGAUGAAUACACGGAUGUGUCAGAAAUGAAAGCUUUGGCUGAGCUAAUUGGUCCAUACGGAAUAAAAUUCCUGAGUGAGAACCUCAUGUGGCAUGUGACAUCACAGAUUGCAGAGUUAAAGAAACUGGUGCUAGAGAAUAUGGAUGUGCUGGUACAAAUCAGAUCAAACUUUGGCAAUGCGGAGCUGAUGCCAUCAUUGUUAUCCAAGCUGAGCUCUCCAGAAAACUUGCUGAAAAGGAUGACCAUUAUUGGAGUGAUUUUGUCUUUCCGUUCACUGGCCCUGGAAGGACUCAGAGAGGUAUUCACCAACCACUGCCCAUAUUUGAUGAGCCCUAUUGAAUUUUUAAAGGACUUUGUCACCCCUGAUCUUGACAUUCAGGUGACACUUAGCAUAUUUGAACUGGCAACAUCAGCAGGUAUUCCAUGUGACGUGGACCCUCAUUUGGUGGCAGCUUUAUCAAAUAUGAAAACAGAAAGUUCCUCUCUUGAUGAAGAGUACAAGGUAGCGUGUCUGUUGCAGGUGUUUCUGGCAGUGUCUCUCCCUCUGCUGGCCUCCGAUCCCAUGUCCUUCUACAGCAUCGAAAAUGACGGAUACAGUAACAACAGCCACUGCCUGGCCAAAGCUAUCAUUCAGGUGUCUGCUGCGUUCUUCACCAUCUAUCAUAAGAAUAUAGAGACACACCUCAAAGAAUUCUUGCUGAUGGCAUCAGGAAGCCUACUACAUCUCGGGGCGGAAACAGACAAGUUAAAAGCCAAGAACCGAGAAUCUGUUUUACUGCUGAUUCAUUUGAUUGUUGAAGAGUCUUCAUUUCUAACUGUGGACAUGCUGGAAUCCUGCUUUCCUUACGUGUUACUCCGAAAUGCUUACCAUGAAGUCCAUCGUACCUUUCCAACCAUGAUACCCUCCUGAUUGCACAUGCUAUUAUGAGAACAAGUGUGGAAGGCACUGUACAUGCUUGUCUAGCCCCCAACCUUCCCAGCUUGUAUUAGUUGAAGAAGUGAGCAACAUGUAUAAAGUUCUGGUACUUGUAAUAAAAAGCUGCCACUCAGGUUAAUGUUAUCAGCAGUGCCUUAGGGUUCAUUUCUACAUUCUUCUGCGUACGUUUGUGGAAUAAUGUUAUCAUAUUCUCAAUAACUCCCGCUGUGUAAGAGCUGGGAUGAUUAUUUUGCUCUAUCACUUUUAAUAACAAGUCAGCCAAAACAGUGUUUUCAGCGAAUGUUAAGGCAAAAUAAUAACAUCGCAACACAAAGGAUUCUGCUGCCAAUUAUAACCGCCUGCAGCCAAAAUAAAUCACAUGCUGCAUUGCUUUUAAAAUGCCAAAGUUGUCGUUGUUUUCUUGUAUUCUCAUUUGUUUUUCUGGACACUUCACUGAAUUCCAACUUGCCCAGCCACAUUUACUAAAUAAUACACAUUGUACUAGCACAGAAAAGUUACAGGAGAGAUCAAUGAUGAGAUGAAGUAGAAAGUGGCAUUUUAGGAAGGCAGAAAUGUCACCACUGUUAUCAGGUUAUUAUUGCUGUUAAGUCAGUCUGCAUCAUCGCUACAUUUGACUCAUGUUUAAGAUGCUUUUUUGUUUUUUUACCUGUAUUCACAACUACUACCCUCAGAAGGCUGUCAUAAAGCAUUGUCUUGCAUCAUCUGUCUAUUAUUAAAAUGUUAUUGUGCUAAAA